AUGCUAAGUGCUGGCUCUCACCCUGACUCACCUGGCCAAGUCCUUGGGGCUGUGUGCCGCAGGCAAACAGAAGGUGGAUUCGAUAUCUGUGAAUGUGUUUGCGCUCAUGAGCAUGAGGUGAGAAGGCUGGUCAAUCUGUUGAGGCAGCCCCAGUCCUACUGCACAGAUGCAGAACGUCUUCAGGAGUUAGCAGGACCUUCUGGUGAUACUGCCAUCAGUAUUACUAUGAGCUUGAUGGCCUGGAGAGUCAUUGCAGUGAUCUUGUUCUUACUGAGACCUCCUAUUCUAAGAGGAUCCAACCUACCUGGGAAGCUGAGUUAUAAUGGAGAAGAUCCACCAACCCCUCCUGUGGACUAA
Choloepus didactylus (southern two-toed sloth) is the source of this 357-nucleotide messenger RNA. RefSeq names its product small integral membrane protein 14-like. NCBI's taxonomy places the organism in Eukaryota, Metazoa, Chordata, Mammalia, Pilosa, Megalonychidae. Gene Ontology annotation, cellular component: endoplasmic reticulum. The record is from RefSeq and is a predicted model, not a curated record. The transcript is spliced from 2 exons. Bases 1 to 357 code for a protein of 118 amino acids.